AUCUCCACUCAUCUGAUGCAACAGCCUCCCCAGUUACUGCUGGUAGAAUACAAAGGCUGUUUACUUGGAUAUGAAAACUGGAGGGAACUGGCUAAGGCUCUGGCAGCCACAAACGUCCCGGGUGGGGACCCAAGCCUCCCGUUUUACUAUCGCCAGAAGGUGGGACAACAGAACCAUGAGCAUCAACGAGGCGGGAGGAAUAAGUCAAAUUAUGCAGCUGUAGACAACCCCGUCCCAUGGAUGCCAGAGUUCCAGGGCCAGGCCAAUCUGCACGUGUUCGAGGACUGGUGUGGCAGCUCCACCGAGCAGCUCAGGAAGAACCUCCACUUCCCCCUCUACCCCCACACACGAACUACACUGAAGAAACUGGCAGUGUCCCCAAAAUGGACCAACUACGGUCUCCGGAUAUUUGGCUACCUGCAUCCUUUCACUGAUGGGGAGUUUCAGUUUGCCAUUGCUGCGGAUGACAAUGCUGAGUUCUGGUUGAGUCCAGAUGAAAAGACCUCUGGCCUCCAGCUGCUGGCCAGCGUAGGCAAGACAGGGAAGGAGUGGACAGCACCAGGGGAGUUUGGAAAAUUUCGGAGCCAGCAGUCAAAGGUGGUGAGGUUGUCAGCUGCAGGCAGGUACUACUUUGAGGUGCUGCACAAGCAGGAUGACAAAGGAACAGACCAUGUGGAAGUAGCAUGGAGACUGAAUGACCCAGAUGUGAAGUUCAAAGUCAUUGACUCCCAAUACCUCUCCCUUUUUGCUAACGAGACGCUGUUAAAGAUGGAUGAGGUCGGGCACAUCCCGCAGACGCUGGCCAGCCACACGAGCCGGCCUGCCGACAGCGCGGGCGGCAAGGCACACCCCGCCGACAUGUUGAAGCCUGACCCCCGGGACACUCUUUACAAAGUGCCACUGCUCAGCAAGUCUCGCCUGCGCCGAGCCCUGCCAGACUGCCCGUACAAGCCCAGCUACCUGGUGAAUGGGUUUCCUCUGCAGCGCUACCAGGGCCUCCAGUUUGUUCAUUUAUCCUUUGUUUACCCAAAUGAUUACAGCCGCCUGAGCCAUAUGGAGAAAGACAACAAAUGCUUCUAUCAGGAAAACCCAUAUUACUUGGAAAGAUUUGGAUUCUAUAAGUACAUGAAAAUGGACCGGCUACAGAAGAGCCUGGACUCUGGAGAAAAGACAGAGAAGCCAGGCUUCCACGAGGGGAACCUGGACGAUCUGCAGUACGGGGAGCAGGACAUGGAGAGCACUGGCCCCCCAGCACCCCCUGGCACGUGGCAGGCAGAGCUGGCAGGAACCACUCCCAGCAGUGUGGUGGGCAGCGACCAUGUCUACGAGGACUAUUCCCUCCAGGAGCGUCGGCGGCUCCUCUCAGUUGGUGGCACAGGAGAGGCACCUCAGAGGAGAGGGAUGAAAAGGUCCGGUGUCAAGACAACACCACUGGCCCCUGCCAACCAAAGCCUCAGCUGGGCUAGCGCAGAGAAGAACCCAGCAAUGAAGAGAUCCCACUUAAAAGCUGGCAUCAAAGACAACUCCAAGAGCCCUCCACAGCAUGCCAGGGUUGUCCAGGGCAGAGCACCUGCUAAAAAGCCUAACCCACCUUCUAGGAGCAGGUUGCAAAGGGAGCAGCUUCUCAGCAACACCAGGGACUCAGGGGUCAGGAUUCCCAAAGGGCUGAGACCUCAAGCAGACCUCAGUGCUGCAGAGGACAGGCUGCAGCCUGCAGGCACUGUGCAAGCUGAGAGAGGAGGCCCAGGCAAAGCUGGCAGGCACCCUGUGGCCACUGCUGGCCCCAGCAAGGAACCAGCACGGCUGGCACAAUGGCUGAACCAAGUAGAGGCCUACGUGGCUGAGCAGAAGGUGGCCGGUGGCAAGGACAUGGGUGAGAGAGAGGCACAGGUGGCAUCUCUGGCAAAGGGCAAGUCGGGGCCUGUGGAGAGGGCAGCAGAAGAGGAAGAGGAAGAGGUGAAUGGGGAGCCAGAGAAGGAGAAUGAGGAGAGUUUUGAUUAUGUACCAGUGUUUGACCAGGCGGUGAACUGGGAGCAGACCUUCAGCACAAGCAACCUGGACUUCCAUGUGCUGCGCACUGACUGGAUUGACUUGAAGUGCAACACGUCAGGAAACCUGCUGCUCAAAGAGCGGGAGGCCCUGGAAGUCACACGUGUCUUCCUCAAGAAGCUCAACCAAAGGAAUAAAGGGAGGUUCCAGCUGCAGAGGAUCGUGAAUGUGGAGAAGCGCCAGGACCGCAUGCGGGGUAGCCGCUACCUGCUGGAGCUGGAGCUGCUGGAGCAAGGAGAGCGUCUUGUCCGCUUCUCCGAGUACAUCUUUGCACGGGGCUGGCAGGGCGUUGGCGGUGACGAGCAGGAGGAGAGGAACAUGAGGAACCUGGCAUGGGGUCACCGGCGGCACCUGAUGGCCAUGGCAAAAGAGCCAGAGCUGUGCUGGCCCCAGGGAUUUUCCUGGAACCACCGUGCUGUGGUUCACUUCGUGGUGCCAGUGAAAAACCAGGCACGUUGGGUGCUGCAGUUCAUCUCUGACAUGGAAGAGCUGUUCCGAGUCACUAAGGAUCCUUACUUCAACGUCAUCAUCACGGACUACAGCAGCAAUGACAUGGAUGUAGAGAAGGCUCUGAAAAGGUCUAGCUUGCACAGCUAUAGGUACUUGAAGCUGACGGGGAAUUUCGAGCGUUCUGCUGGGCUGCAGGCAGGGAUAGACCUCGUGACGGAUCCGCACAGCAUCAUUUUCCUCUGCGACCUCCACAUCCACUUCCCAGCCAGCAUCAUCGAUUCGGUCCGGAAGCACUGCGUGGAAGGCAAGAUGGCCUUCGCACCCAUGGUCAUGAGGCUGCACUGCGGCACGUCCCCGCAGUGGCCUGACGGCUACUGGGAGGUGAAUGGGUUUGGUCUUCUGGGCAUAUACAAGUCUGACCUGGACAAGAUCGGAGGGAUGAACACAAAAGAGUUUCGGGAUCGCUGGGGAGGAGAAGACUGGGAACUCCUGGACAGGAUCUUGCAGGCUGGGCUGGAAGUGGAGCGCCUCUCCCUGAGAAACUUUUUCCACUGGUUCCACUCGAAGCGGGGCAUGUGGAACCGGCGUCUGCUGAAGACAUUGUAGCCUUCAACACCAAAGCUGCCUGGCAGCACCGUCCACCGUCUCGCCCUGGCGUGCACUUUAUCGAGGCACACAGCCAAGCGCACAAACUCUCCCUCUGCCCCCAGAGCCCUCCAGCAGGCCGGCGCAGCCGAAGAAGUGAUGGUCAGGCUAGAGGAGCUGCUUCUGGGAGCCACUGCAUCCAAACGUGGGAUCCACGUCUCGCUGGGAAGCCGCGUGGGGAAGCUGUCACCCAGUGAAGUAGUCAUGUUUUCUGCCGUGAGGUCUGGUGGAUGGCACAGCGGGAGAGGUGCCAUAUUUCCUGUCAAGUCUUGCGUGGUGCAAAGCAAACAAACAAAGAUCUCGGCUAAGCCCAGAAUGGUUUAUUUACAGGAAUGCAGCUUUUCUUUCAAUACUUGAAGAAAAAAAGGGAAAAAAUAAAAUAAAAUGGAAAAAAACCCUCUCCUUCCCUCUCAACCCCUGCCCCAUCUCUCUGGUAUCCAUACUUUUGGAUAGGGGACCAAAAUAUGUUCUCUGAACUGUAUUAUGUCCGCAUGCACGUGUGCUGACCCCAAAAAGACCUGGAUGAGGAGGAGUUGAUAGGCACUUCAAGCUGCUGGUGCUUAGCCAUUUCUCUGUGCUCUUCUUUUCAAUCAUUACAAGAAACUGUGCUCAUUCAGUAAAUUAUGGGCUGUGGACUGAGACCCAAGUGCAGUUCCCAUGAGAGCCACAUUUGCCUGCAGCUGAGCAAGGUGGCAGGGGUUGAUGUUUCAGCUCUCCCUGAAUUAUUGAUCCACUGCCUGAGGAUAGUGGAGGGGUUACACAGAGACGCUAGGAGGGCAUCUCAGGAGGAAUUUUGCAACCUUAUCUGACAGACGUUUGUUUGUCCUUACAAUAUCAGGGAAACCCUAGCAGGGAGAAGUGGCAAUAUUUUAUUAAUUGAGAUAUUGUGAUUUUGUUAGAA
Messenger RNA from Oxyura jamaicensis (ruddy duck), 4045 nucleotides. It is a transcript of the gene B4GALNT3, whose product is annotated as beta-1,4-N-acetyl-galactosaminyltransferase 3. The coding region runs from base 16 to 3105 and encodes 1029 amino acids. Gene Ontology annotation, molecular function: acetylgalactosaminyltransferase activity. The record is from RefSeq and is a predicted model, not a curated record. The transcript is spliced from 20 exons. Gene Ontology annotation, cellular component: Golgi cisterna membrane. Lineage: Eukaryota; Metazoa; Chordata; Aves; Anseriformes; Anatidae.